AUCUAUCUCGCUCUCUUCUGCGACCCAGUUCUCUCUGUCCCUCUUGCCAGUUCUCUCUGUGUCACCAUCUCUACAUCGACCUUAGUGCGCGUGGUUCGGUGCUCAAACUGUCAAACAGGUGCAGAAAUGGCUGGAAACACGGGAGUGCAUGAAAGUGAAGAAUUCGUGUACAGAAUCAGCACCGCUGAUGAGUGGUCAGAACUGCAAACGAGUAGAUGUACGUUUGGCCAACAACUCGACAAGGAUUCUGGCUUUAUCCAUCUCAGUAAACUCAAUCAGGUAAAGUCGACCUUAGAAAGGUUUUACCUGGGUACUACAAAGGAUCUUUUCCUACUCCAGAUUGAUUCUGAAAAGCUUGGAGAUGGAUUGAUUUACGAAGCUGUGGACGAUUCCAACGUCUUUCCCCAUUUCUAUGGCCCAUCUCGAAGUUUCACUCCUCUUGCCUUCGACAUGGUUGUCAAAGCCGAGAGACUAGUUUUAUCGAAUGGGCAAUUUAUUUGCAGUAUGCUGAAUUAGUUAGAAAGGUAGUUUUUUCAAACUCAUGCCCUUCUCUUCCUGCAUAAACUCAUUUAUGUUUUUUAUAACCAUGAGUCUAGGUGUGGACAAUACGGAUAAUAUCUGGCAGCGGUUAGCCUGAGAUGUUACACCCCGGGAUAGGAACUCCCAUACCCCCACCAUUGGGUGGGAUACACGGGAUUUAUUUGAUUUGGUUUGAUAUCGUGUUUAGUACAUUAUUUCUUUUG
Cynara cardunculus var. scolymus (artichoke) is the source of this 743-nucleotide messenger RNA. RefSeq lists its product as uncharacterized. The transcript has 4 exons. NCBI's taxonomy places the organism in Eukaryota, Viridiplantae, Streptophyta, Magnoliopsida, Asterales, Asteraceae. The coding region runs from base 127 to 516 and encodes 129 amino acids. The record is from RefSeq and is a predicted model, not a curated record.